Molecule: messenger RNA, 3806 nt
Organism: Paramuricea clavata
Lineage: Eukaryota; Metazoa; Cnidaria; Anthozoa; Malacalcyonacea; Plexauridae
Source: the annotation of a GenBank genome assembly
CAUCGCAAAACCGCUGUCAAAAGCGAGCCGACGUUUGCCGCCAUUUUGAAAAGAAACAUUAACACAAAUUUUUGAAUUUUGACAUUUACUCAUUUAGUGGUGCAAUUUUUGAAGUUAUUUCGUAAUCGUGUUGUGAAGUUAUUGCUUAACCGUAAUCAUGAAUCCUAUGACGUAUGUAUCAUUUGUAUUAUUAUUAUUAGAUAUAAAAUUAAAUUAAUAUUAAUAAGACUAAUAACAAGGCAGGGUGCGAUAAUUCAAUAUUUUUAGCCGUACCUGACUGGUACUCCGACAAUUUUUGCGGCGUACCUGAUCUGGUACAGACUUGACAGUCAAGACGAGUCAGGCGUUUUUAUACCUAUAUGUAUAGUUUACUGGUCCAAAAGCAAAAAAUGUAUGUGCAAUUUUGUACGAAUGAAUCUUUAAUUAUGGUAUUUGUAUAACAUAAGCCUCGACGUUGUGACUCGAAUGCCGUCGCUCAUUUACAGUGGAUUUACCGAUGGUGCUAACAGUCUGACCUCAGCUACAUACAGUGUAGUUUUCCUCAUUGGGCCUAAAAAAACGUCGCACAGUCAAUCGUGUUGAAAAAAAUAAUAGGGUGGGCAGAAAAACAUAGGGUCGGUCGGGAAACCGCAGGUAUUUUUUUUAGACCUUGGUAAUAGCAUUGACAAUUACUUGUAACUUGUAAACACGCGAUGAUUGGUAAAAAUUAUGUAAGUUGGUGUCCACACUACAACGAAAACGAUAAAAUUAUCGGCGUUUGACGAUAACGGUCUUAAAAUCGCUCACACGAGCGUUUGUUUUUUUAGUCGGACAAUGACGAUAAAUUUUUUGAUGAAGCGCAAAGAUAACCUUUUGGCUUUUUUCAUCCCAAAAUAUGUCGGAUUAGUGGAAUUUACAUGUACAGCUAAAGUUCAGUUUACAGUUUUGAAUACUUUGGCAGGUCUGCUAGUUAUUGCUAGAAGGAAAAUGUAAGUACGCGAAUAGCAAAUUUCCGCGUACCUACCUGGUACUUGCUUAAAAACAAAGAAGUACCAGACCAUAAAUUUGGCGUACCUCUGGUACGUUGGUACGCAAAUUAUCGCACCCUGCAAGGUAUCUUUUUGACGAACUUUUUCAAGGUAUUUUCAUAUGCACAAUCUUCAUGCGCAUUCUACAAAUUUUCUACACUGGUCAUUAGGCUAUGUGCAGCUAUCAACGUGGGGUCGGGCAUAUGUGGGGCAUUUGAUUUUUUGAGCAAAUUUUCAAUCAAAUGCCCCACUGUCGAGCAAUAAAUGUAGGUCAAAUACCCCCACCAUUUUGCAAUAAAUUGCAAUAAAUACUAUAUUAAUAAAAGUCAUUUAGUUCAAAUUGCCCCAAAUCAGGGCCUAAAAUGCUAAUCAAAAUCCCCAGGGUGGGGAUGCAAUUGAUGAUCAAAUACUCCACAUAUGCCUGAUCCCCCCCCCCUCCCCCUGAGGCUUAACAUUGAUAGGUGCAUAAGCGCUGGCCGGGAGGAGGUGUGAGGGUGAAAGAAAGAGAGGCUUAGAGAGUGAAAAAAAUGGAGGGACAAAAAUAAAUAGCGCCUGCAGGAAAACCAUUUAUUACUGUACAUAGCAAGUGUCAAAGUUCAAUUUUCCAGCUUACCGAUUGGACAAAACCGUAUCUUGUGCCUAUCCACAAAACGUCAUGUUCACUGCAUACUUUGGUGAGGGGGCAGCCGAUCAACAAUGAAACAAUUAUUGACUGGUCAAUAAUAAAACCGGAAGUGAGGCACAAGCUGCUUGCGUCUGCCGGUCGGUUUGCAAGUCGUAAUAAAAUAAUAAAACACUUAUUUACUGAUAAUCUCAGGGCCACAAAACAUGCUGUUUCCCUCUGUCUCAGGAAGUAAGUGAUAAUUUUUUUGCAUAUCUGCCCAAAAUGUGCCCACAAAAAACCAACCAAUGAUUAGAUGCAUUUGAAGGAUUUUCCCAGUGACAGCAAGUGUUAAAGAUGCAUAUAUGUAGCAAUUUAAAACAGAGUCAACAGACAGGUCUGCCAAGUUCAGAAGAUAGGAAUGCAUAACACCUCAUGGCUUGGAUCAUUACUGCCAUAUUUGAUAACAUUUGACCAAGGCUCCCCCACAAAUCUUAGAUGCGGUAGCUAUUUCAGCUAGCUCAGAUAUUUCCAACAUACUCAUGGAAGUAAUUGAUUAUAAUCAAAGAUGCUGUAAAGGCUAUUGGAUUAUAAAUGUGUAACUUUAAAGGCAAUUUUCUGUAUGUGUGCGGAUCUACAGGACCAAAAUUUAAAUGUUUGACUUUCAUGCCAAAUGUGGGACACUUGGCAGGUUUGGCCUUUCCCCUACCUUACCUUGAACCCCUCCCCCAGGCACCACUGUGUACUAGGAGGCAGUUUAAUAGAUAAACCAGAGAAAACCGAUGUUUUUGGAAAAUCAAUUCGACCAAUGUUGUUCUGGCCAAACAUUGUCAAAAUUCUGAAAAAAGUGUUUGAAGCCCAGUAUAUUUAAAACAAAAUAAUUUCUCCCCAUAUUUGUGCAAAAUUGCGACACAUUGAAGCUAAGCAGAUCACACACUUGAUUAGUAUUUAGUUCAACAGAAGGCAGAUGUCUGUGAAAGACAGGUAGAUACAAAAAUCAUUCUUACCAGAUGAUUUUUGGUUUUUACCCUGAACCACCUCACCCUAACUACUAUACAGGCUAGUAUAUAAUUUGUUUUGUAGCAAUGUAAAGAAUAUUCAAAAGCUUAAUGAAAACGUUUUACAAAUGGGUGUUGAAGACGAUGUAUCAUGGCACAAGCAGUAUAAAGAUAGUGCUUAUGUAUUCUUGGGUAAGAAUUUUUAAGGGGCUGUUAACAAAUACCUUCCAUUUUAGCUACCAAUCUACAUUUGCAUACAUUGGUGCUAAAAUGCUAAUGCAGGGUGGGUGUAUGUCCCAAAGCAGUGUAUGCUAGUGUGCUGCAGGUGAAAUUUGCAGCAUCCCAAUAUACACUGGAUACUAAAAUUUGGUUUUGGAUACCAAACUGUGAAUGACUUGUAUCCCAUUUGGAUAUUACAAAAUUUAAAAUUAUGAUAAUGCUAAAUGUUUCCAGUGGUGUCCCAGUAGCUUUGAAUACUUGAAAAUAAUCAGCCUUCUUAACUUGGUAUCUUGUUGUUCACUGUUGAGUUGGUAUUGUAAUUUAUAACAAUGAGAGACAUGUACAGUAUACUUGUUUUCAUUGUUUAGCAACACCAAAAAUUAUGGUAACCAGUAUCCAGAAGUGGAUACUAGAACUUAAAUUUCACACCCUGCUCUAGGGAAUCUGACCAUGAGUUUGAAUGAGAACCAAAUGGAGAAUGGGGUGGGUACUUUGAGAUAGUCAUGGCAUCCACACCACAAUGAAACACUAAUAAUGUAUCCGGGGCAUUCAUUGAUGUGAUUUAAUGGAGCAUCUAUUGUAGAUAUGUGCAUUUAUUAAAAAGUGAGCACUUGUGUUACUCUGUUAUACAGUACAUGUUGCUUUGUAAAUAUUGUAAGGGCUGUAUGUUAGGUAAUUUUUAUGAUUAAUUUAAUGUUCCCCUAGCUACUGUAUAUGAUUUUAUAGGUUUCUACAGGAUGGCAUUCCAUGCAGCUCAAUUUUGUUUUGAACUAUUUUAAAUUUUAUUUUGGUUUAGGAGGAUUGCCUUAUGAUUUAACAGAAGGAGAUAUCUUGUGUGUAUUUUCCCAGUAAGUGUUUGCUGAAUAAUUCUAUUUUGUGUAACACUGGUCAUAGUUAUUAGUGGGUUAGUCACUCUGUACAGUGUGUCUAAAAAAAAAGUGAACCCUUUCAAAUAUAAAAAGUGAACCCUUUCACUAUAAC